Molecule: messenger RNA, 207 nt
Organism: Linum trigynum
Lineage: Eukaryota; Viridiplantae; Streptophyta; Magnoliopsida; Malpighiales; Linaceae
Source: the annotation of a GenBank genome assembly
AUGAGUGAGGCGACAACCAUCCCUCCAGGAUCUCGUCGUAGCCCUCCCUUCGCUCCUGCUGCUCCCACCAGAUCUGGAAAGAUCGAGGUGUCCUUCUGCAGUCCACGUGCUCAGAUAUGGAAAGAUCGACCCUCUGCUUCAGCUCUUCGACAACGAAUCGACUGCGACGCAUCCUUGGAAGGCGAGGUCACGAAUUGGGUCGAAUGA